AAAGUCUUGAAGUUGUUUUUGAAGAGAGCCGAAAGCACAGAGGAGCUGAGGAAUGGAGCAACUAGCAAAACUCCUCCUGUGGCAGAUUCUGCUUCAGCAAAGUUCUGUGUGUUCAUAUUCAGUCCCAGCUGAUGCCUCAAACCCAGCCAGUGUGGUGGUGUCUGUGUUGAACAUCAGUGCCCCCUUGGGCUCUCAGGCCUUGCUGCCCUGCAAGAGCCACCGCAUGGUGUGGACCCAGGAUCGCCUCAACGACCGCCAACGCGUGGUGCACUGGGAUGUCUACAGCACCUACUAUGGGGACAACAAGAUGGAGAGGCUGUGUGACAUGUACUCAGCUGGGGAUCAGCGUGUCUACAGCUCCUACAACAGAGGGAGGAUAUUCAUGCCUGAGAAUGCCUUUACAGAUGGCAACUUCUCCUUGGUCAUCAAAGGUGUUGCAGAGAGUGAUGAAGGCAUAUACUCCUGCAAUCUUCACCACCACUACUGCCACUUGUAUGAAACUGUGAAAAUCCAGCUAGGCAUCACCAAGGAAGCUGAGGAGGUCAGUGAGUACUGGGACGGGGAGAAGCCUGUGAUCGUGGCCCUGAAAGGCAGCACAGUGAUGCUUCCCUGCGUGAAUCGUGACCACAUCUGGACAGAACGGCACAGUGAGGAGGAGCAGCAGGUGGUGCACUGGGACAGACAGCCCCCAGGGGUUCCCCACGACCGCGCCGACCGCCUCAUCGACCUCUACGCGUCCGGCGAGCGCCGCUCCUACGGCCCUCUGUUCCUCAGGCAGAAAAUGAACAUCACCGACACGGCCUUCGCCCUGGGGGACUUCUCCCUGAGGAUCUCAGAGCUGGAAAGUGCAGAUGAAGGCACUUACUCCUGCCACCUGCACCAUCACUACUGUGGCCUGCACGAGCGCAGGAUCUACCGAGUCUCCGUGACGGAGCCGGUGAGGGAGAAGAAGGUGGUGAACCUCACAACUCACAACAUCGCUCCGGCUGUAGAUCCAAACGUUGUCAGGGGCCACAAUGUCAUAAAUGUCAUCAUCCCUGAGAGCAGGAUGCACUUCUUCCAGCAGCUGGGCUACAUCCUGGCAACUCUGCUGCUCUUCAUCGUCCUCCUCAUCGUCGUCGUCCUCGUCACCCGCAAGCGCCGGCAGAGAGGUUAUGAAUACAACGUGAAGAAAUAUGGAGAAAAGGAUGUGAAUCUGAAAGAAUUUACAGUAGACACAACAGAUCUGACUCCACACAAAAGUGAAGACAUCAGGCUGGAUUACAAAAACAACAUCCUGAAGGAGAAGGCUGAGCAAGCCAGAAGCUUCCCAGCAAAGAACAUUGAUUUAGACAAAGAUUUCAGGAAGGAAUACUGUAAAUGAAGCCAUUCCCAAGCUGCUGGCUGGACCAGGAGCUUCCAUCCAGGAUAGACACAUGGAAGAGAGAUGCCUUGUCUUAGCACCAUCUCCCUCCAUUUCC
Messenger RNA from Acanthisitta chloris (rifleman), 1460 nucleotides. It is a transcript of the gene MXRA8, whose product is annotated as matrix-remodelling associated 8. The transcript has 10 exons. NCBI's taxonomy places the organism in Eukaryota, Metazoa, Chordata, Aves, Passeriformes, Acanthisittidae. The record is from RefSeq and is a predicted model, not a curated record. The coding region runs from base 53 to 1363 and encodes 436 amino acids. Gene Ontology annotation, biological process: cell adhesion; establishment of glial blood-brain barrier. Gene Ontology annotation, cellular component: membrane; cell surface.